This is a messenger RNA of Closterium sp. Yama58-4, 927 nucleotides long. Lineage: Eukaryota; Viridiplantae; Streptophyta; Zygnematophyceae; Desmidiales; Closteriaceae. The record is from the annotation of a GenBank genome assembly.
AUGUGGUAUGGCAUGGCAUGGCAUGGCGAUUGCGCCUUCGCCCAUCACCCGGGUGUGUGCGUUGCCAAUGCUAUCAUCAACUACACGUCCCAGCUCCUCACCUACUCACCCCAUUCCUCUUCCCAAUCUGCAACUCCACUCAAGCCUGCCGGUCUCCCUACCCCCCCUCACCGGCGUAGUCUUCUUCUCAGGGGGGUGGAUGAGGCAGAAGCUGCUGUUCUGAGGGGGGCUGAGGAGGAGGAAGAAGGGAUAGAGGGAGUAGCUGAUUUGGGCGAAGGGGAAGAGGAGAUGGUGCGGGUGGUAAGGGAAGCGGUGCGAGAUGGUGCAAGGAAAGCUGCUCAUGCUUCAAUCCUUGCUGCUGCGGUUCCUGCUAUUCAGGAAGAAGCAGUGGAUGUGGGUUCCAUUAAACGCUAUAACCUGACACAGGCGCUCAUGUUCCUGGCGCACUUUGCAGGGGACAUUCACCAGCCGCUGCACAUAGGAUUCACGUCCGAUCUGGGCGGCAACCGGGUGCAUGUCACAUGGUUCAAGCAAAAGACCAACCUGCAUGCGGUGUGGGAUAGCUUCAUCAUAGCAUCAGCCAUCCAUCUGCGCUACAACGGCAGCAGCACCGCCAUGCUGCAUCACAUCGCUCACCAACUCGCCUCUGACUGGCGCCCACUCAUCCCCACCUGGGCCUCCUGCCCUGGAGACGCAGCAUCAACUCUUUCGCCUGCUCAAGCUGCUGCCUGCCCAGCUGUAUAUGCCAUGGAGAGUGCAAAGGAUGCAUGCAAGUGGGCCUAUCGCAAUGCGACACCUGGAGUCGUGCUUGGAGAUGAGUAUUUCAAGUCUCGCCUGCCCGUUGUGGAGAUUCGCAUUGCCAUGGGUGGGGUGCGCCUCGCCCGUAUUCUCAACCACAUAUUUGCUUCUCGUAGGGCUGUACAGUGA